Molecule: messenger RNA, 900 nt
Organism: Urocitellus parryii (Arctic ground squirrel)
Lineage: Eukaryota; Metazoa; Chordata; Mammalia; Rodentia; Sciuridae
Gene: Stpg3
Product: sperm-tail PG-rich repeat containing 3
Cellular component (GO): cytoskeleton
Source: RefSeq, a predicted model, not a curated record
AUGAAUUUUGACCAGAAGGCUGUGAAAUUCCUGGCAAAUUUCUACAUCAAUGGGGGCAAACACUGGACUCAUGGCCCCCUUAGUCAGAAGCCUCUAUGUCCCACCCAGCCUGAGGCUACUGUGGUGUUGAGAAGCGGGGAUGAGAUGUGGCUGCCAAAGAGGAAGGGAGCCUCAGCCGGCCUCAGGCUAGGAACAUGCACCCCCAAGACGUGCCACCCUAUCUGCUCCGGGACCCUGAAGGAGCUGCUGCUAGAGCGACGCCCCCCGAUCCUGAUCGACCUGGACGUCCCCGGCCCCAUCAAGUACGAGGUGCCCAACGCGUCGGUUCGAGAAUCUUCCCCUCACCCCCACUACAGCAUUGGCUGCAAGCACCCGGGCCGAGAGGGCGGCGGCCGCAGGGCGUGGCAGACCAUGUGGCUUCAGAGCGAAAGCCCCUUCACGCAGAAGGCCGACUUUAACCGAGAGCAAAAGUGGCCAUCUCCCGCCGACUAUGGGCCGCUCAGCCGAACUUCCUUCCCGGCCUUCAGCUUCGGAGGCCGUCGCCGAAGCAUUUCCAAGACUCCUUCGGGCCUUGCCCGCCCAGGCCUGCUCCGUGGCAGGGGCCCUCGUGCCCAUCUCCCGCCCCAGGCUUCUGUGCAGGCUCCGGCUGAGAAGCGCCCCAGUCCCAACACCUACGACAUCCUUCCCGGGUACCGUCUGCAGAACCCGCGCUCUCCUGCCUUCUCCAUGAGCCGCUCGCCUGCCUUUGCCUCCUGGUUCAGUUCCUCCCAAACCCCGGGCCCGGCUGCCUACUAUGUGGAGGACUGCUACAAUUCACGCUUCCCCUCUGCGCCUGGAGUGGUCAUACAGGGUGUGCGAAGACCCAAGCGCCACGACACAGGCCCCUUCUGCACGCUCUAA